AUGGGAGGAUUUUUGUCUCAUUUGACUCCAGAGGAGAAUAUUGAAGUGGUCAAUGCCACAUGUGGUCCAGUCAGAGGAAAUGUUUAUAAACAUAAUGAUGUCAUCGUAGAUGGUUAUCUUGGAAUACCGUAUGCCAAGCCUCCGGUAGGAGAACUUCGUUUCAAGAAACCGGUCCCAGCUGAUACGUGGACAGAGCCCAGAGAUUGUUUCAAAUAUGGUCCAGUUUGUGUCCAAACUGGAGGUUUUGCAGACAUUGCCGGUGAAAGAUCAGUCACUCCUGAAGAAGCGGGAUGUCUAACUUUGAAUGUUUUCUCUCCAAGAGCUCCGUCUUCUGAAUUCAAGUCUGGACGCCCAGUGAUGGUGUACAUCCAUGGUGGAGGUUUUGAACUAGCUGGCUCAUCCGAUUUCUGUGCAUACUCACUCUCCGGAACACUUCCACUGAAAGAUGUCGUUGUUGUGACCAUCAAUUAUCGUCUCGGAGUUUUCGGAUUCCUUACAACUGGUGAUAACGCUUGCCAUGGAAACAUGGGUCUUUGGGAUCAGACUCUCGCCCUCAAAUGGGUUCAAAAGAACAUUCCCUCGUUUGGAGGGGAUCCAAAUUGUGUUACAGUUUUUGGACAAAGUGCUGGAGGAGCCAGUACGGACUUACUUUCAUUGAGUCCACAGUCUAGAGAUCUUUUCCAAAGAUUCAUUCCAAUGUCUGGAUCGGCGCAUUGUGAUUUUGCUAUCAGAACUGCUGAGAAUCAAGCACAGAUCUUCAGAGAAUUCGCCCAGCAUCAUGGAUUUGCUGGUGGUGAUUCAGAGGCUCUUUUCAAGUGGUACAAGGAACAAUCUGUUGAAACUUUGAGCAAUGUGAAGAAGUUUAAGAAGACACCUUCUGGAUUUCUGACAUUUAUUCCAAAUUUAGAUGGAGAUUUUUUCCCAAAACCAUUGGAUGAGUUGAGAAGAGAAGCACCGAAAAAACAAAUGAUGAUUGGAGUUGUGGAAUAUGAGGGACUGAUGUUGGCUAUGAUGAAUCCAGCUUUUGCACCACCUGAUGAAGGUCUGAAAAUUGCUCCAAAAGGUCUUUACGGCAAAGAUGUUGUCAGUAAUCCAGAAGAAACUCAGAGACUUUUCUACGAGAAGUACACAGAAGGCGUUGAUAAAUCCGAUGAAAACGCUAUGAAAAAGAAACUUUGUGAAGCUAUCGGAGAUGAGUUUUUCAAUGUUGGAAUUCUUCAAGCUGCAAAAUCAGCUGCUAAACAUGGAAAUGAAGUGUAUCUGUAUACAUUUGCCUAUACGAAUCCUGAAGGUUUCGGGAUGUGGGAUGGCAUGUUGCCUUUCAAAGCGGCUGUUCACUGCACCGAACUUCGUUAUCUUCUCGGAGAAGGCGUCUAUUCGAAAUUCGAUGCAUCGGAAGAGGACCUGAAAGUUGUUGAGACUACUACCACGCUCUUCUCCAAUUUUGCUAAAUACGGAAAUCCUAACGGCAAAGGAGCAACAUCCAACGAAUGGGAAAAAUACAACUUGGAGAGCCCGGAAAGACAUUUCCACAUAUCUUAUCCACUCUGUGAGAUGAGAGAUGUAUAUCACGAGGGAAGGAUCGGAUUCCUGGAGAAACUUGAUGGAGAGAGUGACAAGUAUCAAGAAUUGAUUUACGGAAGGAAGAAGUCUGCGAAAAUCUGA
This is a messenger RNA of Caenorhabditis briggsae, 1665 nucleotides long. The transcript has 8 exons. NCBI's taxonomy places the organism in Eukaryota, Metazoa, Nematoda, Chromadorea, Rhabditida, Rhabditidae. The record is from RefSeq and is a predicted model, not a curated record. The coding region runs from base 1 to 1665 and encodes 554 amino acids.